GCUUGCGGAAAUCAUAUCUGUCGAUGGAUAAUUUUGUGAUGUGGUGGUUUAUUUAGGAUUGUUGACCUAAUGUUCUAAAAACUCCAGAAUCAAUUUUAUAAAAUAACGUGAACCAUUUCUUAUUAAUGUAAAAUAAGUACUAUGUAGUAAUGUAAAGUGCAGUAUGUUGCUUCUAAAUUAUAUGAAUUCGAUUAAUGUGCGGUUAUUCAAAAAAGCACACCAAUUAAUUAGCUGUUUUUAAUCGCGGCAUUGACAUUCGAUCAAGACGGACUCCAAAGAGUAAAUCUUAUGCUGUUUGUUUUGGCGCCUAUUAAUAGCACGUGUUAUUUUUAUACUUUCGUUUGGCGGAGAGAUGUUUACAUUUUUCCCAUUUUCCGGGAUGCUAAACGAAUCCAACGAGAAUUACUUACGAGCUGGAAAAGAAAAUUUAUUGUUUUUUUUUUUUACUUUCGUGAGACUUUCCUUUUCAGUUUUUUCUUUGCAAACAUGCUACCUUUGCUGGCUUUGGUGAUAUUUGCUGUUCAACCGACCCAUGCGAACUCGCCGGGAGACGCCGUGGCGGUUAAUGAUGUGCGAAAACAGUUGCAAAUCGUGAAGGAUCAACUGGAGCAGUUCAAUACACAAUAUUUCAUAAAUCUGGAGCAACGGAUGCUGACCAUUAUGACGACAAUGACCAGUCUGGAUAGCAAUGUGAAAACUCUACAGGAAAAAUCACAAGUGUGGGAUGUCUUUCAUCAUCAUAUUGGCGCCUGGAGCGAUCACAUAAAAUCCGUUGACAGCAAAUUAGAUCUGUUGAAAAAAUCUCAGGAAAACGUCUCUCCCCAAUUGGAAGCGCGUCUAUCGGGAAUGGACUUCAAGAUUCAGCAUGUUUUUGACAAGGUCGAUGUGAUCAAUGAAAAGCUUCACGAUAUAACCAAAACGGUUUAUGCGCUGUCUAGCAGCUAUCGCAGUCGUCGAAAUGAUCGAGAAAACGCCGACCAAGGAGCUCUGUUAACCAAAAUCUCGAACUUGCAGAAACAGUUGAAUCGACUGGAAGCAAGCACCGCUGGUUGCAACAAGAAAAACGGCAACGGUAAUGGCAAUGGCAAUGGGAAAGCCAAAAAAGAAGUUCAAGAGUUUGACGACGAAGUGGAUGAUUUCCUCGACAAGUUGGCUACUAAGAAAUUGAAAGACCUCGCGGUAAGUCGUAAGCAAAGCCGAUCUCUGGACAGUCUUGCGCAGAUGCUAAGGACGGUUGAAGAGCGCACUGAACGGAUAUACGACCUGGAGGCGAAUCAAUUCGAGCAAAUUCUCAGUUGCUGCAAGCGAACCGAUAGAGAGAUUACAACGUUCACCAACAGUGCCGAUAUUCUGUUGAAGCGCAUCGAACGACUUGUGAUCAAUGUUGAUGGUAAGAUAGAAAAGAGGAACAAUCAGAACUGCGAAAGGAGAGUUGAACCGCCAAGCGAAGAGAUCGAUGAGGUGAUAGCCUCGACAGUAGAGCUGGGGAGUGGUCUAGGAGAUACAAGCAAUUCAGAAAACAAUUUCGAGAGUGUUCCAGUAGAAAGUGAUGAAGCGGAGCUCAUUGUAAACUUCCAUCAGCCUGAAAAUCAAGGGUGUCAUCAAUUGACCGUACGGGAAAGUGGAGUCUACACUUUUGAGCAGUUGCAAUUGAACGAGGCAAAUCGCGAUUUCAAUAGAAGAUACUGUUACUUUGCUACCGAUGGCCCUGCAUGGACAGUUAUUCAGCGUCGGAAAUUACACGAUAUCCAGGAAAACUUCAACCGCACAUGGGCCGAUUAUCGCAACGGGUUCGGAGAUCUAAGUCACGAGUUCUGGUUUGGAAACGCAUUUAUUCAUAAGUUAACGUAUGAUGACAACUUGGAACUCAGAGUCGAAUUGGAAGACUUUGAUGGAAAUACAGCUUAUGCUGAGUAUAAGCAGUUCAGAUUAGAUUCGGAAAAAUUUGGAUACAAUUUGAUGGUGGCGGAUUACCAAGGUGACGCAUCGGACUCAAUGGCCUAUCAUAACGAUCGAGAUUUCAGCACAUUUGACAAACCGGAUGCAUUUUCAUGUGCCAUUACUUAUGGAAGCGGUUGGUGGUUCAACAGCUGUUUGGAAUCCAAUUUGAAUGGAAUUUAUUAUACGUCCGAUCCAAGGGCUCAUCGAUCAACUGGAAUUCUUUGGGAAACGUGGCUUGGAGACUAUUCCUUGAAGUCUACGAUCAUGAUGGUCCGCCCCAGAGAGUCUUCUGAGGACGAAGAUAGGCAACCGCAGGAUCCGUGAACGAAUAUUUGGUAACCCAGGCAAAAAAAUCCAUUUGUUUGGAAAACGUGUCCCCUUUUUAAAGUCUGGUUUUAACUGUAUAACGUGUUUGAACCUGAUAAUAGAAA
Messenger RNA from Uranotaenia lowii, 2372 nucleotides. RefSeq names its product angiopoietin-2-like. Bases 289 to 2265 code for a protein of 658 amino acids. The record is from RefSeq and is a predicted model, not a curated record. Lineage: Eukaryota; Metazoa; Arthropoda; Insecta; Diptera; Culicidae. The transcript is spliced from 4 exons.